Molecule: messenger RNA, 3340 nt
Organism: Amaranthus tricolor (Joseph's coat)
Lineage: Eukaryota; Viridiplantae; Streptophyta; Magnoliopsida; Caryophyllales; Amaranthaceae
Product: pentatricopeptide repeat-containing protein At1g18485
Exons: 1
Coding region: 110-3037 (975 amino acids)
Biological process (GO): RNA modification
Molecular function (GO): RNA binding; zinc ion binding; protein binding
Source: RefSeq, a predicted model, not a curated record
UUUCCUACUAGUCUUAAGUCUCCCUUUUCUUAUUUCAACAGACAAAUACUCGUAUCUUCUCCAGUUCUCCAUUUCCAUUACAGAACUCUACCCUUUUUUGCAAUUGGCCAUGUUAUUAGUACCUUCAUUUUCAUGUCAUCCUCCAUUUUCCUUUUACUCAAUCAACAAUCAACCUUACAUAAACAAUCAUAAUCUUCACCCAAUCAAAUACCCUGAAGUAUCUCUUUCUAUCUCCUCUCCAAAACCCCUCCAAAGCCCACAAAUUUUGAACCCGAAAAUCUCCUUUUCCCAAUAUGUCAACAAUCUCUGCUACUCCCAAAACCUCACUCAAGUAUUGUCUAUAAUCAAAGAACAAUUACCUAAUUCAUGUCAUCAUUCAACCCAAUUAGCUGAGGCUGUUAGUUUGUUGGUACAAUCAUGUGGGCAGCAAAACAAUAUUGAAAUUGGUAGAGAAAUUCAUGAGAUUAUCUCAACCCAUUAUAGUAAUGAUCUUGUUCUUUAUACCCGUUUGAUUACAAUGUACUCAUUAUGUGGGUCUCCUGUGGACUCUCGUUUGGUUUUUGAUCAGUUGAAAGAUAAGAACUUGUUUUUAUGGAAUGCAGUGAUUAGUUCUUACACAAAAAAUGAACUUUAUGAUGAUUCAAUAUUGAUGUUCUGUGAGUUAAUUUCAGGGUCAGGGUUGAAACCUGAUAACUUUACUUUUCCUUGUGUUAUUAAGUCAUGUGCUUUGGGUUCAAUGUUUGAUCUUGGAGUGACAAUUCAUGGGUUGGUGGUGAAAUUGGGAUUGGUUAUGGAUGUUUUUGUGGGCAAUGCUUUGAUUAUGAUGUAUGGGAAAUAUGAGUUAGUUGAUGAUGCAGUUAAGGUGUUUGAGAUAAUGCCUGAGAGAAAUUUGGUUUCCUGGAAUUCAUUGAUUCGAGUGCAUUCGGAAAAUGGGUAUUAUAGGGAGAGUAUUAGUGUAUUUGUGAGGAUGCUUGGAAAGGAAUGCUGCUCGGUACCGGAUGUAGCGAUGAUUGUGACAGUAUUGCCUUGUUGUGCAGAGGAAAACAAUGUUGGAAUGGGAAUGAUUGUACAUGGUAUAGCUGUAAAAACGGGUCUUACUCGUGAAGUAACAGUGAAUAAUGCUCUUAUCGACAUGUAUGCGAAAUGUAAGCUUUCAUUUCUUGCUGAAAUCCUCUUCGAAAAGAUCGAAAAGAAAAACACGGUUUCUUGGAAUUCUAUUUUAUGGAGUUUUUCCAAAAAGGGUGAUGUUUUAAAGACACAUGAUCUACUUAGGAAAAUGUACUUGCAAGAAGAUGAAACUAAGAUCAAUGAGGUUACUAUUUUAAAUGUGUUACCGGCUUUCUCCCAUACGUCGCAGCUAAUGAGCUUAAAGGAACUUCAUGGUCACUCAUUAAAACAUGGAUUUCUCCUUAAUGAAUUGGUUGCCAAUGCUUUCAUUGUUGCCUACGGAAAAUGUGAGUCGCUAAGUAUUGCAGAACGUGUAUUUCGUGACAUGGACACUAGGACCCUGAACUCUUGGAACGCGAUAAUAGAUGUUUAUGUACAACAUGAUGAUCCAAGAAGAGCUUUAAACUUAUACCUUGAAAUGAGAUCUUCAGGCUUACAUCCUGAUGGGUUUACCUUAAGUAGUCUGCUGUUAGCCUGUUCUGAAAAUGGUUUCCUUCCAUCUGGGAAAGAGAUCCAUUGCUUUGUGCUACGAAAUGGAAUAGAAACUGAUCCAUUUAUAAGUGUUUCUCUACUUUCUUUUUACUUCCGGUGCCAUAAACCUCAUCUUGCUAGGGUUUUGUUUGACAGAAUAGCGAAUAAAAAUCGAGUUUCGUGGAAUGCUAUGAUAUCUGGAUAUGCACAGAUUGGAUGCCCAGAACAAGCCCUAAACAUAUUCCAUUGUAUGCUCGAACAAGGAACUCAACCCGAUGAGAUCACCAUUACAAGUCUCAUCGGGGCUUGUUCACAGCUAUCAUGCUUGAGGCCGGCAAAGGAAAUCCAUUGUUUCGCCUUGAAGGCCAAUCUGAGAGAAGAUUUGUAUAUCAACUCUUCCAUCCUAGAUAUGUAUGCAAAAUGUGGUUGCAUAGAACUAUCUCGAAGGUUCUUCGACAGCCUAAACAACAAGAACCUGACAUCAUGGACUGCCAUGAUUUCAGGAUACGCAGUCCAUGGGCGUAUAGACGAGGCCUUAUUACUAUUCGAACAGAUGCGGGUACAAGGACUAGAGCCCGAUCAUUUUACAUUUGUAAGUAUACUUAUGGCGUGCAGCCAUGCCGGGCUAGUUGAAGAAGGCCUGAAAUAUUUUUAUCAUAUGCCCAUUUUAUACGGGAUCAAUCCCAGAUUGGAGCAUUACACUUGUGUUGUAGACAUGUUAGCACGUGCUGGACGACUUGAUGACGCAUUGGCGCUUGUUGAAGACAUGCCCAUGGAAGCUGAUGCUAAAAUAUGGAGUUCUUUGGUUAGUUCUUGUAGGACACAUAAUGAUCUGGUUCUAGGAAGAAUAGCAGCCGAGAAACUUCUUCGACUAGAACCAAACCGAGCAGAAAACUACGUAUUAGUAUCGAAUUUGCUAUCUCAAUCUGGCAAGUGGGAUGAUGCGAGAAAUAUAAGGAAAAAAGUAAAGGAAAAAGGUCUUAAGAAAAAUGCAGGGUGUAGUUGGUUAGAAAUAGAGGGAAAGAUAUAUAAUUUCGUAGCUGGCGAUCAAAUGCUUUCGAGAUCAGAUGAGACUCGAGAAAUGUGGAUCGGGUUAGAGAAUAAGAUCAGAAAAUAUGGGUACAUUCCUGAUACAAGUUCAGUGCUUCAUGAUAUAGGAGAAGAAGAGAAAUUGAAUGUAUUAAGGGGUCAUAGUGAAAAGCUUGCAGUAUCUUUUGGUUUGUUAAAAACAGGUAAAGGUAUGACAGUUAGAGUCUUCAAGAACUUGCGUAUAUGUAAUGAUUGUCAUAAUGCACUUAAAUUGGUGUCCAAGGUUGUUAGAAGGGAGAUUGUUGUGAGAGAUAACAAGAGAUUUCACCAUUUUAAGAAUGGAUUUUGUUCUUGUGGAGAUUAUUGGUAAAAGAGUAUGUAAAACGUACAAGGCUAUUCUUGUGACAGACCGUCUCUCGGUGAGACGACUUCAAAUAAGGAGCCUGACCUUAUUCUCAUAAUAUGUAUUAGAUGGGCUAUAUAACUCAUGUAUAAGGCAAGUUUUUCGGUGAGAUUGUCUCAUACAACAAAUUGUGAAACAUAUAUGCAGAUUUUUGUAUAUGUAUUGUAUAUAUUUCGUUAAUGGUUAAAAUCAAUAAUGUAAUACUUGAAAGUAAGAUCGUUACGUUUGAUUUCGAUAAUAAACUUUUGAUUCUUUUUGUUUGUCCUUAUU